This is a messenger RNA of Menidia menidia (Atlantic silverside), 4713 nucleotides long. The record is from the annotation of a GenBank genome assembly. NCBI's taxonomy places the organism in Eukaryota, Metazoa, Chordata, Actinopteri, Atheriniformes, Atherinopsidae.
UUUCACGUGUUUGAUCGAGGUCUGUUUUUCCCUUUAACAAAGGAGGACUAUGACUACAGCUAUGACCCUGCAACAGCUGACUCCAUUGCGGCCCCCUGCAAAGUGGAUGACAUCUAUGCCUUUGGACAGAAAUACUCCCCUAUUGUGUACAGCCUGGUGUUCAUCCUGGCUCUUUUGGGAAACGUGCUGGUACUGUGUGUGAUCAGACGCUACAGAAUCUCUCAGAGUGCUGGGGCCUGUGCCUUUUCCCUGACGGACACUUUCCUCCUCCACCUGGCCAUUUCUGACCUCCUGCUAGCCUUUACCCUCCCUCUGUUUGCAGUGCAGUGGGCUCAUCAGUGGGUUUUCGGCUUGGCUGCUUGCAAGAUCUCCGGGGCCCUCUUCUCCCUGAACCGUUACAGUGGCAUCCUCUUCCUGGCCUGCAUCAGCUUUGACCGAUACCUGGCCAUUGUCCAUGCGGUCAGCUCUGGCCGGAACCGGAACACCUGCCAUGCCCAGUUUGCAUGCGCAGUCAUCUGGGUGCUAUGUCUUGGCUUGAGUGCAGUGGACAUAGCCUUCAAAGAGGUGGUGAGGGUGGAAACUGUUGAUGGCCAAAAGGCAGAUAUGUGCAUGAUGUGGUUCAAAGAAAACCCUACUCAGUGGCAGGUGGGCUUGAAGAUGGUUAGUAUCAUUUUGGGAUUCGGGGUCCCUCUGCUGAUCAUGCUCUACUGCUACAUCCAGAUCUUCAGGUCUCUGUGCAAUGCUUCACGCCGCCAAAAGCGCAAGUCUCUCCACCUCAUCGUCUCCUUGGUGUCCGUGUUCGUCAUCUGCUGGGCGCCGUACAACUGCUUCCAGCUGGCAGACAGUCUGCAGAGGCUGGGGGUGGUGUCCGAGGACUGCCUCUUCGGCCGCGUGAUGGACAUUGGGAUUUUGAUCACAGAGAGUGUGGGACUGUCGCACUGCGCCCUGAACCCUCUGCUUUACGGCUUCAUCGGGGUGAAGUUCAGGAGGGAGCUGGUCAGGAUGUUCAAGGGCCUGCUGGGACAGAGAGGCCUGCUGGGAAUGGAGGACUGGAGGGAGAGGCGGUUUAGAAAAACAACAGCAUCCAUCAGCUCUGCAGAGAGUGAAAACACCUCAUACUCUGUCAUGUCGAACAUGGCCGUUGUUCUGGAUGGACUGUUUCGCCAAAACACCACCUAUGACUAUAAUGACAACUACGAGUAUGUAGAUGAUUCGGAAGGAAAAGGCAGUGAGGCGGUGUGGAUCCCGGUCCUGUACUCUGUGGUGACAUGUGUCGGUCUGCUGGGGAAUUUGCUGCUUCUGGUCAUUCUGUAUCUAAAGAGAUGCUCGUGGAGCAUGUCGGACACCUUCAUUCUCCACCUGGGUGUGGCAGACGUCCUCCUCCUGGUGACUCUGCCCUUCCGAGCUGCGCAGGCGACUCAGCAUUCUGGAUGGUGCUUUGGUUUUUUCUGCAAGAUCUGUGGAGCUGUUUUCUAUAUGAACUUCUACUGUGGGAUCUUUCUGCUGGUUUGCAUCACCCUGGAUCACUGCUGGUCCAGCAUCCGUCAUGUCCAGCUGUACUCUCACAGGACGCCCAGUGUAGCGAGUGUCUUCUGCUUUACGGUGUGGGUCGUCUCUCUGCUCCUCACCAUACCUGACUGGAUUUUCCUCGGGCCCAAGAUGGAACGUGGGGAAACGCAAUGCGUCCACAGCUACCCAGAGUCUAAAUUUGGCAGGUUUCUGUCUCUCCGCGUGCUCCACCACGCAGUCGGCUUUUUGCUCCCUACAGUUAUCCUGAUGACCUGCUGUUCCUGUCUCCUCGUACGGCUGCAGCCCUUCUCUAACGGCGCCCGGAGGAAGCGUCCUGCUAUGCUCAUCAUCCCGUGUGUGGCGGUAUUUCUCCUCUGCUGGAUGCCGUACAACAUUACUCUCUUUGUGGACACCCUCAGUUACGGUUCCAAAUCAUCUGGCUCUUUGAAAGCAGCUCUCAGGGUGACCUCAGCUCUUGGCUCUGCUCACGCCUGUCUCAGGCCUCUGCUGUAUCUGUUCCUUUGUGGAAACUUCAGGAAACAAACGCUGAGCCUGCUCAGAUGUGCAGCCGUUGAAUUCAAGAGUUCUUUGUGGGAUCUGGGCGUGGGCAAGGAAGCCCCACAGGACCGGGUUCAGAGAGUUGAGGAGCUUCAGCAUAUGACAAGUUCAAAGUUUCAGGACCAGUCAACUCAGGCAUGAGGAAGGGCCAGAAAAAAAACCUAUUGCUCAAGAGUCACUUGAAUGAUACUCCUCCCAUGGGGGGAAUUUAAUGUGAACUCGUGUUAUGGGUUUCACCAGCGGGGGACUACAAACAGUGUGAUGACAAGAAAAGGAAGAUAACUGACUCAAAGUCACCCUUCAAUGUGACAUUGUGAGCAACUGUGUGGUAACAUUCACUCUUGUCUUUGUAAUCAGUGUUGCACAACUUAAGCUUGUAACCUAUCACGACAUAUAGUUAUAUUUUUUUACCUUAAUAUUAUUCUCUCGCUAGCAUUUCUGAAAUGAGGAUAGUAUUUAUACAAAGGGAAGAGCUAGUGCCAGAGGGUUUGGAAGUAGAUGGAAUUUAAUAGGUUAUUUUAACUGCCGUUAGUUUAUUUUUGCAAUAAACAAUCAGACUCACUUUACAACGUCAUUGCUGAUAACGUACCAUAAACUUUCAUUUUUCAAUUCACGUGCAGGCUUGUUUAAAAGCAGUGUGGAUCCCAGGAUUGUAGCUUGUGCGUGUCCAUGUUUGAGCCAGAUAUAAGGAGGUGGGGUUUCUUUUGUCUCUCUGGCUCAGUGUUGUAUUUCUGUGAGUUAAGUGGAAGACACAGGGUGAUACAAACAGGUUGUGAUGUCACCAGUCAGGUGACAGAACCAGACGGAGGAGGAGGCAGAUGCAAAACAAGCCGUCUGUUGGUUUCCGCCUGCCUUGUGGCAGAGGUUAACUCUUCUCUAAAUAGCUGUCUUUGUUUGUUUGGAGUGAAUGGUGGCGAACUUUAUAUGUGAGUGUAUGACUGGAAAAUGAAGUAGGUGGCAAACAAGGGAAAUUCAGAAGAGAGAGAAUCUUACUCAUGGGAUCAAAGCACAUGUGCUCAGCAAUGAGAAAUUGCUGUGUUUAUUUUUAAUCUCUAAGCCUUGUUUUAAGUCUCAAUAGAUGUUAAUGUUAAUACAUGAGUAAACUCAAAUAACAGCAUGUUCACAGUUCAUUACAUUCAUUUGGAAACUUUGUGUACUUUCACAUUCUGAAAACAAUUUCCCUAAAUGUCUUCCUUCUUCUUUCUGCUACUGUACUUUUUAUGUAAAGUUGACACUUUAGAAAGAAUGUUGCCUGACUUUAACAGCUGUCUCCCUUCAUUUUUAUACAACAUAGCAGGUUAUGAUUAGUCUUCAACAUUGCAUCAAGUUGAGAUGUCACUUCCUGCCUCAGCUUAAGCUUUUCUGUGAAGUGAGGCAGAGACAUGCAGCUAAUCACGUAAAACCGGUCAUGUAAAGUUCAUUCAUACCAUGGAAAGUACUAAAUCAAUAUUUAAGAGAAGGGAAAAACUUGUGACACCACGUUUAAAAACCAGACUGCUGAGCAAAGAAAGCUGAUAAAGCUGGAAUAGAGCUAGAUGACAUCUUGAUCCUUCUGCCGAGAAAAAGAGAUUUACAAAUUCCUUUAGCAGUUCCCCCCAAACUGAGAGGUCAAACUGAGUAACCCUGGUCACUAAAGAGGGGAAAAAUCUUGGAGAGUUCUGGUUUCUAUCAAGUGUCAUUAUAUGAAAUAUCCAUCAAAAAUGCUAAUUUAGAUGUAGUCCACCUUUAACUAUAAACUGCAGUUAUAAACAAGCUGAGUUUCCAGACAUUGGUAAAGCAAAUAUAUUUGACUGUUGACAGCAGUAUCUGGUAGUACAGGUUUAUGUUGCUCUUGUUUGUAAUCCAGUACAAGAAAUAGUUUUAGGCUUUGUUUCUAGUCUUAACUAGAAACAAACAACCAGGAAGAAAUUCUGUGGGUAAAAUGGACAAAAAUGGAGGGAGCUCUUUUUCACAUGUAACAUCUGUUUUUAUGAGUUUAUGUAGUAGUGUUUUUAAAUGUACGUGUUGCAGUUGUAAUGGUAUUAACACCGUUAGCAGUGUAACCAAGACUGAAACCCUCUUACAAACGUUCAGAGAUUUGGUUAUUUGCAUCAAACCCCUCAAUGUAAACUUUUUUUUGUGUAGGUUGUGGCUAUGUCUCUCAAAAAAUGGCUCAGAUAUGACUCACCUGCAAAUGGAAAAUAGACGACUCACGUUAAAGAACAUUCCUGAAAAAUACUCAAAUCCUUGUGCAACAAAUCAGUUGCAGCAAAAUGGGGAAAAAAGUAUUACAACCCUGUUUUUUUUACUAUUUUUAGUUUUUUUUCUUAAAAUUUUUUGGGGGGAAAUCCAUAACAUUUAUUAGACACCAAACUGCUAAAUGCCGCAUUGUUUUGUUUGUUUUGUUUCUGUUUGCCUUUAGUUUUGUUGAAAAAGUCUAAAAGGAGGCAAAAGAUUAGCUCCACAGCAGUUACACUAAACAUGCAGCUUUUAAUGCUCUUAUUCAUUCAGUCGCUCAUAAACUGCAGGUAAUAUACAAACACAACCAAAGCGGUAAAUGAGGCUGUAAAGAGGCUGUCAUGUGAUUGAUUUUCUCUUUUGAUCUGUCAUAUUUGACUGUUCAGAUGUAAGCUGUGGUUUAGGAUGUUCUUUGAUUCAGUUGCAUUU